Molecule: messenger RNA, 6292 nt
Organism: Strigops habroptila (Kakapo)
Lineage: Eukaryota; Metazoa; Chordata; Aves; Psittaciformes; Psittacidae
Gene: IRX4
Product: iroquois homeobox 4
Exons: 4
Coding region: 4127-5737 (536 amino acids)
Biological process (GO): regulation of transcription by RNA polymerase II; neuron differentiation; cell development
Cellular component (GO): nucleus
Molecular function (GO): DNA-binding transcription factor activity, RNA polymerase II-specific; RNA polymerase II cis-regulatory region sequence-specific DNA binding
Source: RefSeq, a predicted model, not a curated record
GGGUUUACCUGCUGUGGCCUGCUCCAGCACCGCAGCGUUUCCUCCUCGUUCUAUGCUUUUGUGAUAGAACUUAUAUGAACGUUGGCUACAGGUUCUGGGAGAAGAGACACCUAACCCUCGGCAACAGGCUUGGCUGAGCUUUGGCUGUAAAAUACAUGCUUGCCGGGGUGUGCAGGCUGGCCCUCGCAGGACGGGAACUCUCCCUGUUGAUCGCGGUGGGUUUCCUCGCCCAAACUUUGGAGAAAGCAAAUUGGUACAGGAAAGGGGCUUUGACAAGGAUCAAUUUUUAUUGCAUAGUAAAGACUUGCAUUUUCCAAAUGCUUAAGGAUAUAGCCUACAGCAUUAAGCGUCUUUGAGUGGAUUUGAACAGUGGUACGUUGUUUAUGUGUGGGAACCACAAGGGUUGUUUUGAAUCAUUGUGGAGCUUACUGUGUGUUUGCUCUGGCACUAAAAAUUCAAGAUUAAAUAUAGUUGUGUGGAAUUUCUUAUCAACAAAGGGCCAUUAUUUGUAGAUUGUAAGUGAAACAAGACUUAAAUGCAGGAUGAAGAUGUAAUGUCAGCUUUUAGCGUUUAAAGUUAUGAAGUGUUUAAGGUUAUUGAGCUUUCUUCUUGUUUUGUUUUGAUGGGGUUUUUUUUAAUGACUGCUUUCUGGGGAAUACAGAUUGGAACUGACACAAAGCUGACCGGGGGUAAAGUAAUAGAGCAGGCAGGCUGCAAAGAAAAAUGACAAAUAAUUAUCAUGAUUAAUACAGGAAAGUUCAGUGCAAAAAUGGACACCUGAGUAUUUGCAUGGCACAGUGAAAGACAACUGGGAUAUAUAAAUAGACAAGGACUAUAAAUAUUGAAUUUCACCUUGUAUUUUAAAGUUUAAUAGACUCAUCUAAAUAUCAAAACCUGGAGUGUUCUGUGGGCCACUGCGGAGUUGACAUCUGCGGUAUUAUCAAAAGAGGGAAGGAAAAGAAGGCGGGGGGGGAGAGAACACACCACACCACUAGGACAUCUUCCAAACGGUAGCCUGGAAGACUGGGAGGACUUCUCCAGGCACUGCUCUAGCUCUCCCACCUAAUUAUAGUGCUUUACACCGAGCUGCUCUUGAGAUAAGUGGAACUGUUCUCUCCGCUAGCACCGAUGAGUUAUACUCCAGGGUUUAAACAUUCCCCCCGCCUCCCCCCCUCAGUGCACCCGGCGCGGGAGGCAGAGCUAGCAGCACCAGAGGUUUCGUGCAGACCUUUGUGUAAACACUGGGUGCCUUUUCUUCCCAAACAAUACCACAGCCCCUCAGCACCUCGCAGAGGAGGAAGCUGCUCUUAGGGAGUAGCUAAAAGUAUCGUUGUAUCCUGGCAGCAUCGAGGGGGCAGGAGGAAUAAAGGAGCGCUUCUGUCGAAGAAACCCAGUGGCUAAGUUAGUAAUAUUCCCAGAAAAAAGAAGGUACUAGCAUUUCAGGUGAGGAAAGAAAAAGCACUUUCUUCUCCUGAAAAAAAAAUCAAUGCAGAAUUCCAAACCGAUUAUUUAUGUCACUUGAUUCCCUUCUUCUAUACGUUUCUCCCGGCUACAGAUAGUGAGCUGUCAGGAUAAUUUGCAUGUACUGUAUCUGAUAGCUUUUAUUUGCAAACACUCUAAAGCGCCAUAAAACGCCGCUCGUUGUAGUCUAACUCAAUCUGAGAACUAGUAUUUUCAUCUGUAAAUUAAAGCAAUUACGCAGCAGAUAUUAUAUUAUGUGUACUGUGGUCUCCAGAUAGUCAUCAAUCACCCUCAAUCGAGCUGUCAGUGUGGGCAGAUUCGUUUCUGGGAGGCAGUCUUCCAGCUGGGGAGAAGAAGAGAACAUCAUCAUUAAUUAGAGUGUGACCCUGAGGCUAUUCACAUGUCUGAACCCAGGAAUCUCUCUGAGCAAGUCUGCACACCACAGAGCAGCAUUCAACUGCACCAGCAGCCCGGCUUCAGCCUCGGAGCUGACUCCGUAGCUUCCUCCACCCGCCUGACUGCUGACUACUCGCCCUGGCCCGGAGGUAGCUGGGCUUCGGGGGGAGAUUCUGGGGCCGCCGGACGGCGGAGGUGGCCGAAGGGCCCCAGCAUUUUCCCCCGACGGCCGCUACCCGGAGCCUGCCCCCUCCGAGGGACAUGUUGCCUGCUUGGGGAGGGGGCUCCCCAAACCCCCAAAAUGUAGGGAGGCUGCUGGCAGCGGCGGGUGUGUUGGGAAGGAGAAGAGGGUGAUGGAGGCGAGCCCCCUUUUCAGCCCUUCCUUCUCAGGGAGUCCCGGGGAAGCACCGAACCACCGGGAAAGAGGUGGAUGCUCUUGGGUGAGAGACAACACUUGGCACCUUUGAGCUGCAUUCCCCUCUCCCUCCACUCUCCUCUGCCUCAUUCCAGCUGUGUGCACCUCCGAGCCUGGGCAGGCUGGCUAGGGCCCUCACCCCGCCAAAGGCUGGCUUUUCCAGCGGAGCUUUGCGAUCGGAUCAAAGUGGUUCUAUCGUGAAAAGCCACGUCCUUUCAAUCAUUCCCCGGAAUACGCUUGUAGGGUUUCCUACCUGUAAUCACACGCCGGGAAUAAAAGCCGAAAAGAAAAGCAAGGAUUGCCAUGUCAUGUGCUUUAUUGUCAGAGGUAGCGCUAAUUUAAACUGUUGAUUAAAUCUUAAAUGAAGACUCAGUCGUGUGUCCCUUCAUAUGUCUUGUUUGUAAUUGAGACUAAUUAUUACUGUGGGGUGGGAAGAAGCAGCUGCUCAUUAAUUAAUUUCUAAUUAAAAGUGCUUACCAGCCUUUCAGUGACUAAGAAGGGUGGGGGGAAAUCUUAGCUGAUACAACAUCGAUCCUUCAGAUUAAACCCAAUCCUUCCCUUCCCCGCAGAAAUCCAUGGAGAUGCUGGAGGCAGCCUGUGUCAGAGAGCUUUCCAAACUUUCGCUCUGUUAGGGCAGAUUUCUCUCCUGUUAAGAGGGAUGCCGAGACUCUGUUUUCCACACCAGGGGAAAGGGUCCCGAAAAUGAAUGUUAAACUUCCAGGCAGGUUAAUCUGAAUAGGCUUUGCGUGACGUCAGAGGCUUGGCUCUUAAAACAACGUGCUUCUGAACGGCUGUAUUUGUAUCGCUUUUCUCUCCCCCCCCGCCCCUUUAUUUUUCCGUGGGUGAAAACUAUGUAUUUCUGCCGUCAUGUUUGCCAGCCUUGGAGCCCACAUGUAACAAUUAUUUUUGUUUCGUAGGUGUAGAGGGGAAGGUGCUAAAAUCACUGUGCAUCUUUUUUUAUUGUUAUUUUUUUUCCCCUUCGGUUAAAAAAACAAAAGGAAAGAAAGUUUAACAUUUCAUGUAAAUAAAUGUGGUUUUCUGCUUCGUCCUAUAAGCAUCUAGGGACCUGUGGUUACCAAUCAAUUGGUACAACAGAGCAGAGCCAGGCUGCAAUAGCGUGCAGAUCAGACGUCUCGCCUUGUUUCUAGAUAACCGGGAGCCUCUGUACCAUGUCAUAUCCUCAGUUUGGCUACCCUUACUCCUCUGCACCCCAGGUAAGAAUGUUUUGCCUGCCAGCGGGAACUGAUUGAAUCUCAGCCCUUGCUGAUGACUUCCGCCGGGGCUGAGGGCGCAGCGGUCCUCCCCGGCGUUGAGGGAGCAGUACCUCGGCCGGGAAGGAACACGCGGGAUUUCGGGUGUUAAGGGGUGAUAAUGACGCGGGGGGAGGGUUACAGAGGUGGGGAUGGUGAGAAGGUGAGCUACAGAUAUCCCCCUCUCCCCGGCCCCUCGCGCUUUUUUUCUCUUUCCCGAUUAAAUUCACAGUUUAACAAUUAAACACGCAAGUGCUGAGGUCCGGACUGUGGGAGCAUAAUGGGAUAUUCUAAACCAUCAGGUUAAUAACAGAUGCGUGCGUGGCUGCUACAAACCAUCAGUCAAAAUAAAUAUGCAUGAGUGUUGGGGGGGGGGGCGGUGUAUGUUAAAAAACGCAGAUGGGAAGCAUUGUGCUGCAAGGGGAGAAAACUGUUGUAAACCCAGCCUUGUGAGAGCGCCAGAAAAGUUAGGUGUUUUUCAAUGCAAAGGCUGGAACAACGUGGUACAGAGGAUUAAAUGCCCAGAGCCAUGGGGCGGGUGGUGGUGGUGGUUGUUGGUGGGGGUAAACUGGUAAAAUAGUUGCACCUCUGCAACCUCCAGUUUAUGACGAUAGAAGCAAAACGCGGAAGGGGAGGGAGGGGGGUGACACCCCAAAGCUGCGACCUGAUAAGAAAUAAUACAAACCCGAACUCGGUUUGGGAAGUCGUCCCCCGUCGUCGUCCCCCUCCCCAACGCCCCGCCUGCCCCCAGCGCCGUUCUCUUUCCCUCCAGUUCCUGAUGAGCACCAACUCCCUGACAACGUGCUGCGAGUCCAGCGGCCGGACGCUGGCCGAGAGCGGGGCGGCGGCCCCCGCCCAGGCGCCGGUGUACUGCCCGGUGUACGAGAGCCGCCUGCUCGCCACCGCCCGGCACGAACUCAGUUCCGCCGCCGCCUUGGGGGUCUACGGCGGCCCCUACGCCGGGCCCCAGGGAUAUGGAAACUACGUGACCUACGGCACCGAGGCUCCCGCCUUCUAUUCCUUGAACAGUUUGGAGACGAAGGACGGGAACGGGUCUGCGCAUGCGGGCAUCGCCCCGGCGGCUGCCUACUACCCCUACGAUCACACCCUCAGCCAGUACCAGUACGACAGGUACGGCACGAUGGACGGCGGGACGCGGCGGAAGAACGCCACCCGGGAGACAACCAGCACGCUGAAGGCCUGGCUGCAGGAGCACCGCAAGAACCCCUACCCCACCAAGGGCGAGAAGAUCAUGCUGGCCAUCAUCACCAAGAUGACCCUCACCCAGGUCUCCACCUGGUUCGCCAACGCCCGCCGGAGGCUCAAGAAGGAGAACAAGAUGACCUGGCCCCCGCGGAACAAGUGUUCGGACGAGAAGCGGCCCUACGAAGAAGAGGAGGAGGAGGAGGAAGAGGGCUCGCAAGAAGAGGCGAUGAAGAGCGGGAAAGCCGAGGAGCCCACGGGCAAGGAGGAGAAGGAGCUGGAGCUCAGCGACCUGGAGGACCUGGACGCCGCCGAGUCGGAGAGCUCGGAGUGCGAGCUGAGGCGGCCCUUCCCGCACCCGCUCCCGCACCCGCUUCCUGGCGGCAGCCACCCGCCGCGGGCCGCCGAGCCCCCCUCCAAGAUGCCGCCGCCGCCGGCCGCCGCCGGCGAGGAAGAGGAGGAAGAUGAGGCGGCGGCGGGGCGGGCGCGGAGCUGCCUGAAGCCAGCGGCGGAGGAGUGCGGCCCCGACCCGCUCGGCGCCCGGCAGCGCGGCUGCGAGUCCAAAAUGUGCUUCCAGCAGGGGCAGCAGCUGCUGGAGGCGAAGCCCAGGAUUUGGUCCCUGGCGCACACCGCCACCUCCCUCAACCAGGCCGAGUACCCCUCCUGUAUGCUGAAGAGGUCAGGGGGCUCGGCCACCGCCGCCGCCGUCUCCGCCCCGGUCAGUGUCAUCGAUAGGCACCAGGAUUCGCCGGUCACCAACCUCAGGAACUGGGUGGACGGGGUGUUUCACGACCCUCUGUUCAGACACAGUACUUUGAACCAAGCCCUGAGCAACACGACAGUAUCUUGGGCCACCACCAAAGGAGCCAUCCUGGAAACGGGCGCCCUGGGACGUGCGGUGGGGAACGGCGCCAAUGGGCUCAAGGGGCAGCUCUCAAACCUGGCCCACCAUGACUCAAACAAAGAGUUUCUGGCCUUUCCCAAAUCAGGAAGCAAAAUGUUUUGUUCCUAACAGGCCCUCAGGAAGCAAAAUGUUUUGUUCCUAACAGGCCCACCGAGGGCCGGAGGACUUUCGAGCGCUUGAAAAGUCAGCUACACUGAAAAGAGACUUGCGAGAGUUUAAAUAUAAAACUUUUUUUCUUCCUUUUUCUUUUCUUUAUUUCUUUUAACCAAGGAUUUAAAGUUCAGUUUGCUCAGUUUAACGGACAGACUUUGCUCAUUGCUGUUCUGAAGAAUUUCUCCUGGCUGCGACUUUAAGGGAUCAGUGUCGUGAAAGUUAUUUAAUUCCAUGUCCAAAAAGCACGUACUAUAGCGUAGACCUACUUUAAAAAGUUUACAUCCGAAAGUUUACAAACGGGAAAUUUUAAUUCAGAUUUAAUUUAAGGCAUGCCGACAUUAGUUAUAAAGACUUUCUGAGAGUUUUUCUUCCUGAUUUCCUUGUUAGCAUAUAAUUCACAAACAGCACUUCUACUAAGUUUACACCUACUGCACAAAUUUAUCUUGAGAAAAGAAAAAAAAUAUGUUAAAAGGUAUGUUCACUCCAAUAAAUUGUCUGUUUCAGAGGUAA